AUGAAGUUCCAUUAGUUGAGAUUGAAAGAUGUUUCAUAUACAAAUACUUAAUUAAAACAAGAAGAUGGAUAAAUAAAAACAGAGAUAGGAAAUUUAAGUACAUCUAGAGUAUAGAAAGAUUAAAAUAAUAAUAGACAAAAGGUGCAGUUAUUAAACAAUUUGUAACAGAAGAUAAUGAUACUGGAAGAUCAUGCAAUAAUGAGAAGGAUUUAUUUAAGAAGAUGUAGAAUUUAGAAUUUUAAAAUGGAUUAUUUUAAAUGUAGAUGUAAAAUAAUAUAAAUAAUUUGUAUAGGUAACAUAUACAUAAAAGAAAGAAUUUAGAAGAUUUAAAUAUAAGAUAAUAAUUAACAUAGAUUUAAUAGGAUAUAUAGAGUAUUCAAUAUAAAGUGUAAUCAGUGAAAGUAAAUAAUAAUAAAAUGAUCGUUAAGAAUAAAAGCAGUAAAAAGAAGAUAAGAUUGAGUUCAUCAUCAAGUAGUAGUGAAGAUGAAGUAGCAUUAUCAAUAGGAUUUAAUUGUAGAAAUAAGUAUUCAUUUUUUAGAAUAAAGCUAGGAUUAAAUGCUUUAAAAUUAUAAAGAAUUAUUUGAAGUUUGUAAUAGUCAUGAAAAGUUGAGUGGAUUAUUUUAAAAUUAUUGUGGAAGUAUUAAGACAAUUGAAAUAGAUAUUGUUCAAUAGAAUUUCUAGUUGCUAAUAUAAUAAUUAAUAAAAAUGAUGAUUGAUAUUUUAAGAAGAUUUAAUUAGAUUAAAAUAGAUUAAUUAAAGAAUACACCAGAUAAAUAAUAAUAUAAUUUUGAAUUUGGAACAUUUAAUAAGGAAUAAAAGAAGAUUUUAAGAACAACAGAAAGUCCUUCUUUUAAAAAGAAUUAAGAUUUAGAAGAAAUGAAAUUAAAAUUAAAUGAUCAUUAUGAUAAAUAUGAAUAAGAAAAAGAGAAUAUAGGAUAAGAAAUAAACAAAAAAUAAGAAUAAAAUUAAUAGAAUCAAAAGAAAUAAUUAGUUAAUAAUAAAUAAAGGAUUGAUUUAAUACCAAGUUUAAAAAGAAAAGCAAAACUUAGAUAAUAAUAAUAAUAAUAAAAUAAUUUUUGA
This is a messenger RNA of Paramecium sonneborni, 1080 nucleotides long. The record is from the annotation of a GenBank genome assembly. Lineage: Eukaryota; Ciliophora; Oligohymenophorea; Peniculida; Parameciidae.